Messenger RNA from Rhodamnia argentea, 1034 nucleotides. RefSeq names its product ethylene-responsive transcription factor 13-like. Gene Ontology annotation, molecular function: DNA-binding transcription factor activity; DNA binding. Lineage: Eukaryota; Viridiplantae; Streptophyta; Magnoliopsida; Myrtales; Myrtaceae. The record is from RefSeq and is a predicted model, not a curated record. The transcript has a single exon. Bases 1 to 795 code for a protein of 264 amino acids. Gene Ontology annotation, biological process: ethylene-activated signaling pathway; regulation of DNA-templated transcription.
AUGUUUGAAGAAAUCAUCAGUCCUUUUGAGACCGAUCGAUUUGAUGUCUCGAAAUCCAUUUGGGAGCAUCUUCUUAUAGAUGAUGACGAUGGUGUCAAUGCAGCGUUUUAUGCACCAACUCCCGCAAACAUGUAUUCAAGGAGCUCAAGCUUCAGCAAUCUUUUGCUGAUGGACAGUUGGAGCGAACUGCCCCUCAAAGUCGACGACUCGGAGGACAUGUUGGUGUACGGUGCUUUGCGCGAUGCACUCAAUUCCGGGUGGAUGAUGCCUCUGGCUUCAAAUCAAGAACUUGAUUUUCAAAUGACGUCCAUUGAUUACAACACAAUUGGUCGGGCGAUGGAGGAGAAACCGGAGAUGGUGGAGCCUGAGGUACAAGUGCCGGUCAAGAAGACACAUUAUAGAGGCUUGAGGAGGCGGCCGUGGGGAAAAUACGCGGCGGAGAUAAGGGACCCCAAGAAGAAUGGGGCGAGGAUUUGGCUCGGGACAUACGAGACGCCCGAGGACGCGGCAUUUGCCUACGACCGGGCUGCUUUUAAUAUGAGGGGGUCCAAGGCCAAGCUCAACUUUCCCCACCUCAUCGGCUCGGCCGAGUAUGAACCUGUCAGGGUCAGACCCAAGCAUCGAUCCGCCGAGCCUAGCUUGCCGUCCACGUCCGGUGACAACGACUCGAUGACAAGAACGAAGAGGAGAAAGAGAGAGGUCACCGUGGAUGCUGAGGUAGAUUUUGGGAGUCCAAUCCCCUUUCCCAUAUUGGAUAUGGGUUUGUUGAGUGGGGAGGGACAGUUUUUAUUUUGAUUAUGCAACCUCCAAAGACAUUGUCUUGAUCAAUGAAAAGUCAAUCAGGCAAUUUUAUCUUCUGGAGAUAAUGAGUUUAGCGUUUUAGCUUCAAUGAUCUUUCACUGACAAAGAAAUCCCGCCUGUAUUGCGACAAGCAUCCAAUGUAACUGUUUAAGAAUCCUGGUCAUGAGAAAUACAAAGAAAAGAUCAAGUUUCCACAGCCAAUAUGGUCUCGAUCCUAACUCAAGGAACAACAA